AUGUGCUGCUGCGAAGCGGAAUGGAAGAGGGAGGUGGUACCGGAUCAUAAGUUUGAUUUCGUCAAUGUUAGGGAAUUUCACAAAACAGAUAUAUGGACUAGGAUAAAGUACAUAUUCAAAUAUGUCUUCUUAUUGAAGUCCAUAGCUGUGUACGGGUUGGAUAUAUUCACAGCGUCAACUAUGAUCCUCGCUGAUCAUUGGACAAACUCUAUUGGUCAGAGGUGUGGAGAUAAUUGUGCGAUUGACGUUCAGUUCAAAAUUGCCAAAUGGGUUUUUGUAGGAUGUAUAAUAUUUUCUUUCUUACUGCUCGCAUACGAGACCUGGAAAGCCAAACAAGUCAUCGUUUCUCGUGAUAUAUCCUAUGCGUUCACUAAUCUGAUGGCGAACGAUUACUACUCUUUCCGUAAUUAUGAUAACUUCUGUUUGUUUUGUCAUAUCGAAGGUUCGACAAAGAAGAAAGAUGAUUUCGCUUUCUUCAUCUUCUUCACUUUCAAGGGUUGGAAACGACUCCUGCUCGCCGAUGGACCCCGUCAAUCCAUCAACGCCCUGGUUCUCUAUUCCUUCGCGUACGCUUAUGGAUUCCAGACAAGUGAUAUACCCGCCUACUGGGACAAUUCAGCCAUCACUGCGAUGUUGUUGUUCUCGAUGAUUGCAACAGUGUUGAUCUUUGCUGGUUCGCUGUUAUUGCUCAUCGUGGCGGCUAUCUGCUACGUUCCGUUGUUAUGCUACAUUCAAGGUAAUCUUAAGGAAUAUGUCUGUCACAAAGUCGACAAGCGAAUUUCUGAACUAAUCAAGAAGAAACAACGACAACGAAUCGCGCGAAACGCGGCACUGGAGAAGAAGAUGGCUCAAGGUGGAAUGAAGAAUUCCAAAGGUGAACUACUGGAAGAUUCAAUGCCUCAGCCUACCUUACCUCAAAUCUCGUUAGAUGAUGUAAAUGAUGAUGGUGAGAAAAUGAGAAGUAGGAAGAAUGGUUUGGGUAUGGAUGAUUCUUCGUUGAAGGGGUAUGAGUAUCCACCACCUGGGAUUAGUUCGCCUUAUGGGCCGAGUGGAUAUAGCGAUGAUUAUGGAAGUUCAUCGAAUCUAAUGGCCAACGCUGCGCCAAUAGGCAUUUCGUACCCACCACCUGUUCAAGGGUCCAUACCCACCACUCGACCAUAUUCACCUUCUUUCCCUACUUCGCGAUCCAAUUCUGAUUUUUCUCAACCCUGCUUGCCACCUUCAAGAUCUCAUUCAGAUCUCUCGCAACCUUCUUUCCCACCUUCGAGAUCACAUUCAGAUUUACAGAGGUUUGGCCCACCGCCAUCCAAUACAGGUAGCACAUCGCCAUAUGAUCAACGAUAUAUGAGGAACUCGGGUGGAUCGGCAGGAUUACCUUAUGAUCAUCCUCGAUCAAUCACUUCCCCUCAUGAUUAUACUCCCAAUGGAUACGAUCAUGCGCAGGUUUCAUAUCCUCAAGUGUUGAAUAAUAAUCAUGGGUGGUAG
Messenger RNA from Kwoniella botswanensis, 1485 nucleotides. RefSeq lists its product as uncharacterized. The record is from RefSeq and is a predicted model, not a curated record. Gene Ontology annotation, biological process: potassium ion transmembrane transport. The transcript is spliced from 9 exons. Gene Ontology annotation, molecular function: potassium ion transmembrane transporter activity. NCBI's taxonomy places the organism in Eukaryota, Fungi, Basidiomycota, Tremellomycetes, Tremellales, Cryptococcaceae. The coding region runs from base 1 to 1485 and encodes 494 amino acids. Gene Ontology annotation, cellular component: plasma membrane.